CAGGCGCGGCCAGGAGCCCGGCACCCUCCGCCCGUCCGCGGCGCGAUGUUAUGGCCGAGCCGGCGCAGAAGGGCGGCGGAGGGCGCGUCGGGCGGCAGGAGGACGGGGCGGCGGCCGCCCCCAGCUACGAAGACUACGAGUGCAAGAUCUGCUACAACUACUUCGACCUGGAGCGGCGGGCGCCCAAGCUGCUGGAGUGCCUGCACACCUUCUGCCAGGAGUGCCUGAGCCAGCUGCACCUGCGCGCCGCGCAGCAGCCCCCCGCCGCCUCCGAGCCGGGCGCGGGGCCGGGGCGGGCGGCCGUCGGCUCCCUCGCCUGCCCGCUGUGCCGCCACCGCACGGCGCUGCCCGACCACCGCGUCCACGGCCUGCCGGUCAACACCAAGCUGGCCGCCUCCUGCCCGCCGCAGCUGCGCGCCCGCGACCCGCUGCCCCAGGACCGCCUCCCGCCGCUGCCGCCUCGCCGCCCGCCCCGCGCCCGGGAGGCGGCGGCCGCCCUCGCGCCGACCCCCGCGCCCCCCGCCCGCGCCGGGCCGCGCUCCUCGGGCGGCGGCUACGAGAGCUGCCAGAGCUGCAAGCGGGCGGCGCUGAGCGCGGGCUGCGUGUGCGUCGUCGUCUCCUUCCUCUCCAUGGUGGUGCUGCUCUUCACCGGCCUCAUCUUCGUCAACCAGUACGGCGGGGACGCGGGGUCCGGCGCCUCGCCGUCGCCCGUGGGGCCCAUCUGCCUCUCGGUGGCCAGCGUGCUCGCCCUCUUCUCCGUCGUCGUCACGUGGCUCAUCUGCUGGCUCAAGUACCGGCCCGAGGCCGCCGCCGCCAACGCCCCCGCGCGGGGCCGUGCCGCGGCCCGCAGGACCGACACGUAGCGCCGGGAGGGGCGGGGGAUGCUCGGGGCCGCCGGGACCGCCGUGCUGGGGCCGCCAGCCCCGGGGGAGGGCGAUGCGGGGCGGGCCGCGGAGGAACGGGUGUCCCCCGCCGCCGUCGCUGCCGGCGGGCCCGCGGGGCUCCGCGGCGUUUGUAGCGCCGGGGAAGGGCCGGCCGCGUUGCCGGCUGCUCCGGGGACGGGAGGCGGACGGGGCCGGCCAUGCCAGGGGCGCGGCGCCGGCACGCUGCCCCGCGGUGUAGCGCUGUGCGACUGCCGCCCGCUCGGUAAGGCGGGACGGAACGAGUAUGAAAGAAAACCGGCUUACUGUUGCCCCCACCUGGAAGAUAAUUGGAGAUCUGCGCUGGCGUUAGGAGCAGAGCGGCAUCGCGAGGCUAAAUGCGUUUUCUAUUGUUAUGAAGUUGACAAGUGCACAUAGAAGCUGUAACAGAAGCGUAUUAUCUUAAAGAGACUGAGCCAAAGUAUCCCUCCUUGUACCGAGUACGGCUUUGUUACAUUCCUAUUAGAAGGCCGUCGAGUCCUCUAUUGGUUGCUUAAAAUAAGCUUUAUUAUUUAAUUCUUUUAAAUUCUCAUUUAAUGUGGGAGACUGAACCGCUGCAUUGCACUCUUAAUUUAUGGAUGAUGAUUUGAUUAAUGGAGCUCUGAAAGACUCCUGUGAUAGAGAACAGUACUCUGCUGGCCAUUGAUCUCAGUUUUUAUACAGCGGGAGAAACCCGCAUUAAGAUACAGACUUUCAGCAUUGCUGUAGAGGUGGAACGCGGCAGCUCACCGUGCGAUCUGAUCACUUACCUGUGGUCGAGGCACUGCGGUGAGGCAGGGGCUUUCCCCUCGUGAUGACUUUCUCUUCUGCGUUAGGAGUUUCCAUGGAGGCCAGUAGGAGACAUUCAGAGAUGUGUCAGAGAUGUGACGAGACUCCCGUAACGUGGUGUGAAACGUAGUGCCGUAUGGCUGGUCUUGUAGUAUAUCAAGGAGAGCACUCAUAUAGAUACUAUUCUGUGUUGCGGGAUGAUUCAUUUGGUGCCUGAAUUUUUUUAACUUAAUUAGUUGUUAUAACCUACGACAUCGGGAAUAAGAUAGUGCUUCUUAUUCCGUGUUUCUACACAGUACUGUAUUGGAAUGAGGUAGUUAUUUUCGUGCUAAAUUCAAGAAUUUUAACAGUGAUCUUUGAUUAUGUGUGUUGCAAGCUGUGUGCAUGACUUCUGACACGUAUCCUCAUAGACCUUUAUCGGCCACUUCUAUUUAUCACAAGCGCAAAGGAAUUUACUCUGUAGAAAUGUAAAGGCAGCAAGUGGAGCUGUGUGCUGUGUUUUAUGACUGCACAAGUGACGUGUGCUGUGCAUUGUCUUCGUCAUCACAAAGCUGUGAAAAAACACCCCCUCAAAAAGAAAAAGAAAAAAAAAAAGGUAUUUAUACGACAGACGUAGUUUGUGGAAAUAGCCUAUGACUUUUGUGUCACUUAAGUUGAUUUACCAGAUCCACACCAGCCUUUUAAAGUCGUAUUUAAUAAUAGAGAGGCCCUGAGGAGGUAAAUCCCUGCGCUGAGUUCUGGCUCUGCUGUGGGCUGUGUGUUUAGAACAGUGAUGAGACACGGAGCAGUUUGUUGGCUGUACAGAGCUGAGCCUCCAGCAGCAGGCCUGACUCCCAGUCCCUGACUGCAGCAGUAGUUAUGGAUGUUCUGCACCAAAGAAAACCACGAGACUUUUAUUUAAGCAUCUAAAUGACAAUUUAGAUGGUCGACUUCAGGUACAAAUGUUUGAAAAUGUUGGCCUUAACCUCUCUGUUUUCAGUUACUGCAUCUGUAAAGUUUGAUAACAGGGUGACCUACCUCACAGGCAAGAUGUGAGGCUUUAUUUAUUGACAUUUUUAAGCAAUUGGAGAUCCUUGAAGAGGAGGUGCUAUAGAGGUGAAAGUAUUAUUAUAAAUGAUACUGUAGUAGGAAUAAAUAUAUGUAAAUUAAUGGACAUAAACAGCCGCAAUGUUUUCUAAGAAAAAUAAACAUAUAAAAUACGUA
Molecule: messenger RNA, 2891 nt
Organism: Tympanuchus pallidicinctus (lesser prairie-chicken)
Lineage: Eukaryota; Metazoa; Chordata; Aves; Galliformes; Phasianidae
Gene: RNF228
Product: RING finger protein 223
Exons: 1
Coding region: 51-863 (270 amino acids)
Biological process (GO): protein ubiquitination
Molecular function (GO): ubiquitin protein ligase activity
Source: RefSeq, a predicted model, not a curated record